CGCCGUAAAAAUAAACUGAAGCAAAAAAAUCUCUCUCCAUCUGUGUUAGUCAAAAGCUAUGGAGAAACUCAUCUACCGAAUAGCCCUUGUCUUCACCACUCUCUUCCUCUCAUUCUCUCUCUCCUCACCGUCUUCUCCGACGAUCCACGACGUUCUUCGAUCAAAAGGUCUCCCCGCGGGACUAUUACCCCAAGAGGUUGACUCUUACACUCUUUACAACGACGGUCGUCUCGAGGUUUUCCUCGCGGCUCCGUGUCUCGCCAAGUCCGUGACGGGAAUGCGCUUUGACUCUGUAGUGAGAGCGAAUCUGAGCUACGGGAGCCUUGUCGGAGUAGAAGGAUUGUCGCAGUUCGAGCUGUUUUUGUGGCUGUCGGUGAAAGAUAUUGUCGUCAAGAAACCUGAUUCCGGCGUCAUUAUAAUCGAUAUCGGCGUUGCUUAUAAACAACUCUCGCGUUCUCUCUUUGAAGAUCCUCCCAAGUGUUUACCUCACGGAGAUUUGAAAAAAAAGACGAGAGGAUAUGGAGGAUUUGAAGCUCUCAAGAUGAAAAAUUUUAAAGAAGGGUGGAUAUCUCGAUUGUUCUUUUGAUUUAUUCCAUAUUAUGCACUGAUCAGAAAAACCAAUAUGCUAAUUAUAUGAGUCGGUUAGGUUUUUGUUUAAGAGUUCUUGUAAAGAAAAGAUUCUCAAUGUUCUAUCCUAUGUUUUUGUUCCUAGUUUA
Molecule: messenger RNA, 716 nt
Organism: Raphanus sativus (radish)
Lineage: Eukaryota; Viridiplantae; Streptophyta; Magnoliopsida; Brassicales; Brassicaceae
Exons: 2
Coding region: 59-586 (175 amino acids)
Source: RefSeq, a predicted model, not a curated record